ACUAUUGUGCCUAAUUAUGUAGUUCCCCCAUUAUGAUUUCAUUGCAGGGCCUGAAAAGUAGUGCUGGGCCUGAUCUCGACCAAUUCUGGCCUGAUAUGAAUCCAGACCAAGGUCAUGAUUUUGGACAGCACAACUUGUAUCGUGUGAACAUUCCACAUACAUUGGCCAACACGAUGGCCCCAGUGACCCUUCAUGGAGGUGGUGUGGGCUAUAAAAGGACUGCAGAAGAAGCCAAGUUGGAGUCCCCUUCUUAUUACUCUGAACAGAAGCCCCACAUGAUGGAAUCAUUGGGGCAUGAAAGGGGACAAAGUAUGACCAAUGUUGGUGUGUGUGGUAUGAAUGCAGCACAUCAACAGUCAGAUUCCCAACAAACUCCAAGUACAAGUGAUGGACAGAGUGGACAGAAAUCGGGACCUCCUAAUGGAAAAAAGACAAAAGGACGGGUGAAAAUCAAGAUGGAAUUCAUUGAUAAUAAAUUACGAAGAUAUACUACCUUCUCCAAGAGAAAGACUGGAAUCAUGAAGAAGGCGUACGAGCUAUCGACAUUGACGGGGACACAGGUGAUGCUUCUCGUGGCCAGUGAGACCGGCCACGUGUACACCUUCGCGACGAGGAAGCUCCAGCCGAUGAUCACAUCCGAGGCCGGGAAGGCCCUCAUCCAAACCUGCCUCAAUUCUCCUGACCCUCCUGGGUCUGGAUCGGGAUGCGGCGGGGGCGAACUUCGUCCCGGCGGAGACCAACGCAUGGCACCCGGGGGUUACGAGGAACCCGAGCUCUCCUACAGUGUCGGCACAGACGAUGAACAGGCCAAAGACGAGGAAGAAGAGGACGGCGAUGGGGAGGAGUACGGCGACGGGGAGUCACGGAGCGGGAGUCCCGCGAAUGGGAGCGGGUCCGAGGACUCGCCACCGCCCGAAAGGGAAAGGGACCAACGAGGGAUGACUCAUUCCUGGACCAGUAAUCUGAAUCCCCCGCCCACGACCACGAACACGACCACGCCGCUCAGGAUUGCCGCCACUCCCAAGGGACUCGUCGUCCUCCCGCCCCACACCGGCACAGGUAUCAUCACGCCCACCCACCUUCUGUAGUGGCAUCGGGACGGAGAAGGCCAGCAAAAAAGAUGCGGCAGGAGAGAACGCAAGCCCAUCGGGGUGCAGCGUGACCAUCACGAGCCACCCGUCGUCAUCGUCCUCGUCGUCGUCCCCGACGACUUCCUCGGCGCCGGGGGGUUUGCCCGGGUUGCUUCCCAUCGCCUCGGCCCAGCCGCCCAUGAUGCUCUUCAAUACCCCACCCACCCUCUCGGCUGCUUCUUCGUCCUUCGAGCAUAUCUUUCUGCCUUUCCAAGGGUCGGGCGGAUCGAGUCAAGGGAUCAUCACGAUCCCCAUGGCGGUGCCAUUAUCGUCUGGGACUUCCAGGACUUCUAGUGGGAAAUGAUCCCCUCUUCCACCCCGUCGCAAGAUUGGUGCUAGAUCUGUUAUUUAUGAAAAAAUAACUGUGUUCAGACUGCGUAUAGUUUUAUCGUUAUAUUCCCGAUCGUGAACCGAUGCCUUGAGUGCCUGCAAUAACGAGGAAGCAAAUUGCAUUUAAUGCGCCCUUUUGGUCCAAGUACGCCUCGCUCUUUCAUUGCUUAUCCGGUGUGGCUGAGGUUUCUCUACAGAAAAAAAAAGCAACUUUUCAUCAUUUGGUGUCUUUGGUGUUUUUGACCGAAAGCAAUCCAUAGUCACGGAGACGUUGGGGCCAAGUUGUAGCAAGAGUCGUUUGGUUUCCCUGUAUGUUUUUACUCAUCCGGCAUCUUCAGCAGAGAGAGUGCCAUUCCUCAAUCCUUUUAUGUACCAACUGAUUGUGUCACGAUUGAAUAACAACUUUUUGAGCUGAAUAACCCGAAGA
This is a messenger RNA of Darwinula stevensoni, 1887 nucleotides long. Lineage: Eukaryota; Metazoa; Arthropoda; Ostracoda; Podocopida; Darwinulidae. The record is from the annotation of a GenBank genome assembly.